AUGAGGGUCGAAACAUGCCACUUCUGCUCUCGCCCAGUAUACCCCUCCAAGGGCAUCCAGAUGGUUAGACUGGACGGGAAAGCUUUCCGAUUCUGCCGCUCAAAGUGUCACUCCAACUUCAAGCUCAAGAGACAACCGCGCAAGCUGAAGUGGACCAAGGCCGGCCGCGCCGCCAGCGGCAAAGAAAUGAUCGUCGACUCGUCGCUCGUCCUCUCCCAGUUCGCCAAGAAACGCAACGUUCCCGUGAAGUACGACAGAAACCUGGUCGCCGCCACAAUCAAGGCGAUGGAGCGAGUCGAGGAGAUCAGAUCGCGCCGGGAGCGGGCCUUCACGAAGCGCCGGUUGGCGGGCAAGCUUGCGCGGGAACGCAAGCGCGAGGAGGACAGGAAGGUUGUUGCGGAGGGCGAACACCUUAUCCGCAAGGAGCUCCGCGAGAGAGAGGAGGGCAGACCGCUUGUUGCGGAGACGUCGAAGGUUGCCAACAGGGUUCAUGGCGAGGAGCGACUCAGACAGAAGAAGAAGACCAGAAUCUUGGUCGAUGGAACUACGCAAGACGAGAUGGAUGUGGACUAG
Molecule: messenger RNA, 573 nt
Organism: Aspergillus calidoustus
Lineage: Eukaryota; Fungi; Ascomycota; Eurotiomycetes; Eurotiales; Aspergillaceae
Source: the annotation of a GenBank genome assembly